AUGGCACACCCCACCAACGAGCAGAUGCUCGACUUCCUCCAAGAACAGCGGGAUUCAGCACCGGAGGAGCUCCAACACUACUUCAUCAGCUUCGAGGACCACUGGGAGAGGAAGCUAUGGCACGAGCUCACAGACAACCUCGUCCACUUCUACUUCGAAGAGCAGAGCGCCAAGCAGCGGUUACCUCUGUUCGAGAAGUUCGUCAAGAGCUUCGCAGGCAAGAUCAACCAGUUGAAGCUGGUGCGGAUAGGACUACAGACAUCGAAGACAUGCAAAGAUGACAACGAACGCCUGUCCUUCCUCUCGGCGUUGGCCACGCGCGUUGAUAAGCCAGCAUCACAAGACGCAUACGUCUACGCCCUCACAUCAGUCGCAAACACCAGACUCGACCUCAAGCAGACCGUCGAAGCGCGGACAGAUCUCGACAAGUGCGAAUCGAUCCUCGACACCUUCGACUCCGUCGAGACAGCAGUUCACGCCAACUUCUACCGCACAAGCGCUCUCUACUACCAAUCGCAGCACGAGUUCGCAAAGUACUACCGCACCGCCUUGCUAUACCUCGCCUGCGUCGUGCUCAAGGAUCAACCCGAGUCCGAGCGCCACCGCAUCGCGUACGAUCUGUCCAUCGCCGCACUCGUCAGCGAGAACAUCUACAACUUCGGAGAGCUGCUCCUUCACCCCAUCCUCGACAGUCUCAACAAGACCGAACACGCAUGGCUGCGCGACCUGCUUUUCGCUUUUAACCGAGGCGACCUCCAAGCCUACAACAUUCUCCAACAACACCUCGAGGCGAACUCUCUACUCAAAGCGCACCAGCAGUUUCUCUACCAGAAGAUCUCGCUCUCUGCACUCACACAGCUCGUUUUCUCCCGAGCACCGCAAGAUCGCAGCAUGACAUUCAACGCCAUCAGCCAAGAGACAAAGGUCAGCCUCGAUGAGAUUGAGCACUUGAUCAUGAAGGCACUGAGCUUGGGACUACUUCGAGGAAGCAUAGAUCAGGUUGCGGAAGUUGCGCGGAUAACUUGGGUACAGCCAAAGGUGCUAGAUAAGGGUGGCAUCGAGGCCAUGCGGUCCAGACUGCGCGAGUGGGAUGGCGGUGUCGAGCGGCUGGGCAACUGGAUCGAGGGAGUAGGAAAGGACGUCUGGGCAUCGUAG
This is a messenger RNA of Fulvia fulva, 1155 nucleotides long. RefSeq names its product putative 26S proteasome regulatory subunit rpn9. Gene Ontology annotation, cellular component: nucleus; cytosol; proteasome regulatory particle, lid subcomplex. Gene Ontology annotation, biological process: ubiquitin-dependent protein catabolic process. The transcript is spliced from 2 exons. Gene Ontology annotation, molecular function: structural molecule activity. The record is from RefSeq and is a predicted model, not a curated record. Lineage: Eukaryota; Fungi; Ascomycota; Dothideomycetes; Mycosphaerellales; Mycosphaerellaceae. Bases 1 to 1155 code for a protein of 384 amino acids.